AUGGGGGCUGUAGUGGGAAAGGGCGAUUCCCCUAGACAGUUUUCAAUCCAUGAAACGAAGCUAGAGGCCAAAAUGGUUGAAGCUAUGAAGCGCAGAGCAGUUAAAGGAAGUGUUAUGAAAUCGUUUAACAGCCUCAUCUUGAAGUUUCGAAAGAUUGACGAAAGCUUAAGAAAGUGCAAGGCUAUUUUUGAGCAAUUUGAUGAGGAUUCAAAUGGCGCAAUCGAUCAAGAAGAGAUGAAAAAAUGUUUUUAUAAACUGGAAGUCUCUUUUACAGAUGAGGAAAUCAGUGAUCUCUUUGAGGCAUGUGAUAUUAAUGAGGACAUGGGUAUCAAGUUUAAUGAGUUCAUUGUUCUUAUUUGCCUAGUCUAUCUUCUCAAGGAUGACAGUAAUGACGUUCACACUAAAUUGCAUAUGGAAAUGCCAGAUCUUGAGGCGACAUUCGAAACAUUGGUAGACGCAUUUGUGUUCUUGGAUAAGAACAAGGAUGGUUAUGUCAGCAAGAGUGAAAUGGUCCAGGCCAUUAAUGAAACUACAACAGGAGAACGCUCCUCUGGCCGAAUAGCCAUGAAAAGAUUUGAAGAGAUGGACUGGGACAAAAAUGGAAUGGUGAAUUUCAAGGAGUUUCUGUUUGCAUUUACCCGAUGGAUCGGAAUUGACGAUCUUGAGGACGAGGAUGAGGACUGA
This is a messenger RNA of Prunus armeniaca (apricot), 684 nucleotides long. Lineage: Eukaryota; Viridiplantae; Streptophyta; Magnoliopsida; Rosales; Rosaceae. The record is from the annotation of a GenBank genome assembly.